AUGUCUGAAAAGCAAAUCCUUCGUUCCGAAUUUAUACUGGAGAAGUAUGGCAAAUCACUUGCAGGAAAGACAGUCUUGAUCACUGGUGUUGCCAGCAACUCAAUCGCUGGAGAACUCGCCAUCCAACUAUCCACCGCGAGCCCUAAGCUGCUCAUUCUAAGUGCCCGCGACGAAUCGAAAGUGGCCGGCAUCAUUAAAAAGAUCCAAGAAACUAACCCGAAUGUCGCGACCCGUUUCCUCAAGAUGGAUCUAGGGGACUUAGGCGAGAUUCGCCAGGCUGUCAAGAAUGAUCUUGCCGAUGUCCCUCUCAUCGAUCAUGUUGCUUGCGUGGCUGGUGUCAUGACUUGUCCGUAUGGCAAAACCAAAGAUGGAUUUGAGACUCAGUUUGGAGUCAACUAUCUAGCGAACUUCUUGCUGGUGAAACUGCUCCUGCCAAAGGUCCAAGCUGCUGGGCCAUCUUCUUCUGUCAUCAUCGUGUCUAGUUCGGUUGUUAGAUUGGGUCGUAUCAAUUUCGACGAUCUUGCGUUUUCUGAUGGCAAAACUUAUGAUUCCUUGUCUGGAUAUGCACAGUCAAACAUUGCCAGAGUCAUGUUUGCCAAAAGAUUGGGGGAAAAGCUCAAGAGUCAAAAGAUCCGCGUCUUUAGUAUUGAUCCUGGUGCUGUUAUUUCUGGUCUUCAAAGACACGUCAACGAAUCGACAUUUGCGAGUCUUUACAAAGACGAUCCUCCCCGUGAUGUAGACGGAAAGCUGUAUGAAGGACCCCCAUGGACCAGCCCAUCCGAAGGAGCUGCGAACAUCAUUACCGGAAUGUUGGAUCCUACAAUCUCGGACCAAAGUGGAGCCUAUAUCGAGCAAAAUGCUAUUGCAGACUCCGUCUUGCCCAAGCAGAGCCUCGACGAAAACAACUGGACCCGACUCUGGGAACUCAGCGAGAACUUCAUCCAGGAGAAAUACUCUAUUUGA
Molecule: messenger RNA, 963 nt
Organism: Penicillium taxi
Lineage: Eukaryota; Fungi; Ascomycota; Eurotiomycetes; Eurotiales; Aspergillaceae
Exons: 6
Coding region: 1-963 (320 amino acids)
Source: RefSeq, a predicted model, not a curated record